UAAAUACAGUGUUAUGAUUGGCUUACACGUUGAGUGACACAACCUGAGAUGCGCUUGAUUAACUUACCGGGGAAUGCAAGACGUGCGUUUGUUUCCAGAUACUAUACCUUACAUCACUGACUCCGCACCACUAUGAGACUCUGAACAGCAAAACAUGUGCACACACUUUGCUACCAAGAACUAGCGCGGAGUUUAGAAAGUGUGUACACAUUGGUGGCGGGAGAUGUAAAGAGCAAAGAAUCAACGAUUGUUUGGAUAUUUAAGAUAGCACCAGUAUAAAGCUAGUUAACAGAAAUACCUCGAAGAAACCCAUCGUUGCUUUAAGGGAAGUACAAGAAUGGACGAGUUUGGAGUUUAUGCGGUUUUUGGAGUGAACAGUCCGCCUCAGAGGCUCCUCUGCGCCGAUGGAUCGUCCAAAGUGGCGGUUGCAGUUCCCCCGACUGUCCGACAGGUGGUGCUGUUUAGCAGCGGCCCGUGGGGGGAGAGGAUCUGCGUCAACGCGGAGCUUGAUGAUGCAGAUCGGAUCCCCAUCACCAUUGGCAAACUGACUCCUUACAACAAGUGUUUGUCAUGGGAGCAGUGGGAAGAGGAGACAUGGAUGGACAGCGUCACCCUGAUUGUAACUGUGGAAGGAGGAAACCUGGGGAAACUAGAUUGUUCAGAACCUGAGCUCAUCCUGGCUGUGAAGGAAUACACACCUAAGGACACAGUGGCUCCCCUUUCAGCCCGAGAGCUCAACAUUAAGAGGAAGAGAGAACAAAUAGUCGAAGAAGACUGUGACGAGAAGAAAGUGGCAAAGAGAAGGGACCAAGAGAAUGUUUUUCCCAGUGUUACAGAAAAGACCACACCUUUACGGAAGGUCAGAGGUCAAAACAAAGGCGGCCAAAAGCUGUUCAGCAAUGAAGGAGAUGGAACGAAGACGAAGGGAGCAGGAGAAACACAAGGGAUUGUGGGAAGAACGCCUCCUCAGAGCGCAGUUAGGAUGAAGAGUAAGCAGGCCAAGACUCCCACACAGAGCGUCACGCUGGUCAGUCCAUCAGGUCGCUGGGGUCAAACGCUGUGUCCCAUCGAUGCUCAGACGGCUAUUCUGAUCGGAGGACAGGGAUCCAGGAUGCAGUUCUGCAAAGACCCCAUGUGGAAGCUCUGCACCGAGGACAUGUCCUGGGUGGCAGCGGAGACCAUGGCUGAGGGUCCGACCCCUGAGGCCAGGAUCGGUCACACGGCUGUUUAUGACCCUGACUCUCGGCGGAUCUUUGUGUUCGGAGGCUCCAAGAACAAGAAGUGGUUUAAUGAUGUUCACAUCCUCGACACACAGAGCUGGAAGUGGACCAUGGUGGAGGCACAAGGUAAGGUUCCUCCACUGGCCUACCACAGCUGCAGUAUGUUCCGAGGAGAACUCUUCGUACUGGGCGGAGUGUUUCCUCGCCCAAACCCAGAGCCCGACGGCUGCAGUGACUCCUUGUACAUCUUCGACCCCCACCUCUCCAUCUGGUACCAGCCCAUCGUGACGGGGGAGAGCCCCUCCCCACGCUCGGGUCACUCGGCAUGUGUGAUGCAGGAACGGAAGAUCUAUGUAUUUGGUGGCUGGGACACACCAGUCUGCUACAACGACAUGUACAUGUUGGACCUUGGUCUGAUGGAGUUUUCUGCUGUGAAAACAAAUGGAAAAGCCCCCUCUCCUCGAAGCUGGCAUGGCAGUGCUGUGCUCUCAGAUACACAAUUUCUGAUCCACGGUGGUUACAACGGAAACAACGCUCUGAGUGACACUUUCAUCUUUGAUAUAGAUACUAACAGCUGGACAGAGGUGACGCACCCUCAGCUUUCCAUCCCCAGAGCGGGACACUCCAUCAUCACCAUGGAAACAGCCAGUCGGUACCGUUUCUCUGAGGAAGGCGAAGACGCGGACGUGGAUGCAGGCUCCGUCAGCAGAACUCUGCUGGUGUUCGGAGGCGGAGACAACGAGGGCAACUUCUACUCUGACCUGACGACUGUGGCUGUGGAGGAGCUGCUCAGAGAUAUUUAAAGAAUCUGAGGUGAAUCCUCACUCCCUGAUGCCAUGUGAAGAUAUCUCAGCACCCACACACCUGAGUUUAUUAUUUAUAUCCCUGGAGUUUGUCUUUUUGUGUUGUGCUGAUUAAGCUCUGUCUACUUUCUGUGGUGUUUUUAUGGGAUUUACAGUUUACAGCCUCAUACAAAAGCUAUUCUUGUCACAUCAUCUAAUAAUAAUUUUGUUUUUGCAUUAGUGAUACUCAAUUAUCAAGGAAGAAACACAUUUUUGUAUAUAAUUUAAAGCUCUUCUCAGGCUAAAUAUAAAUGUUUCAUACAUUUUAAUGUGUAAUUUGUGUUCAAAACCACAUCACUGCUAUAAAUUUUAAUCCCCUCCAAACUUUUGCUUGUGUUUUAAUAUAAAAAAUCUCGGCUCUUGUUGCUGUACUUGUUAUCUUUCCUCAAUAAACAUGUGGACUUCUA
This is a messenger RNA of Sphaeramia orbicularis (orbiculate cardinalfish), 2469 nucleotides long. RefSeq names its product kelch repeat-containing protein (gene krcp). Gene Ontology annotation, molecular function: protein binding. NCBI's taxonomy places the organism in Eukaryota, Metazoa, Chordata, Actinopteri, Kurtiformes, Apogonidae. The record is from RefSeq and is a predicted model, not a curated record. The coding region runs from base 338 to 2023 and encodes 561 amino acids. The transcript is spliced from 13 exons.